UUAAGAGUAGACCAGCAUCAGAAGCUCGUGUAGUAUGUAAAUACGUCACUGCAAGUUUUUCUGGCUGCCCUGUAGGACCUGGCUGUACCUUGCCGGACACGAUAUCAAUCAUAGUGUAUAUAAUGACCCGAGUCUACAGUAGGCUUUCAUUGUUUUCAGAACGAUUGCAUUGUUGUUACAUAAACGCAGCAUUCAGGUAAGUUGUGCACGCCAGGGUUGUGAUUUUCGACGGAAGAAAAACCUUGCGUCUGAUGACGGGCUGACAGCGCACCGCACCAUGGACCACAUGUCGUCGCCUGUUAGGUUUCGCAGCAACAUUAAACCUGACGAUCAGUUAUCCAGCCUAUCUAUGGAGGUCAGGGAGGACACUGAGCUAGUCUACGCCAUGAGAGAACUUCCGCCCGUUCCCCCUUCCCAGGUUGCAUCUGGGGAUCAACAAGCAAUCUCAGGAUGCCACGCACCUGUCAUUGACCGAGAACCAGAGGCAACCGGGCCCUGGGUAGGGCGACCCGGACACACACCUGCUGGGACACCAUUUCUCCCCCGACCCUGCCCUGGUGGGCCCCCUCCCUCUGCCCCCCCUAGGCCAAGCUGUGCCUUCCUGGACGAAGAGUUUGAGCCUCUGCAACCGAGGAUGCACCAGCUGACCUCUGGGUCACAGUCCAUGGACUCCUCCCCUCAGUCCCGACCACGGAGCCCAUGGGGGCGCUUUGACCCAUACGAUUCUGCCGAGGACAUGGACAAGGAGUAUGUUGGCUUUGCCACUCUGCCCAACCAGGUACACAGGAAGUCCGUGAAGAAGGGCUUCGCCUUCACGCUUAUGGUAGCAGGAGAGUCUGGCCUGGGUAAAUCCACUCUGGUCAACAGUCUGUUCCUCACAGACCUCUAUAAAGACAGGAAAGUGCUGAAUGCGGAGGAGCGGAUCACACAGACUAUAUACAUUACUAAACACACCGUGGGUAUCGAGGAGAAAGGAGUGAAGCUCAGACUGUCCAUCGUAGACACACCAGGGUUUGGGGACGCUGUCAACAACACAGAGAGCUGGAAGGAGUUAGAGGACUACAUUGACCAACAGUUUGAGCAGUACUUCAGAGAUGAGAGUGGCUUGAACAGAAAGAACAUCCAGGAUAACAGAGUCCACUGCUGUCUCUACUUCAUCUCUCCCUUCGGACAUGGUCUAAGGCCUUUAGACGUGGAAUGCAUGAGGGCUCUGCAUGAGAAGGUGAAUAUAAUCCCAGUUCUGGCCAAAGCUGACAGCCUCACCCCCACUGAGGUCUGCAGGAAAAAGAUGAAGAUCCGAGAGGAGAUUGAGCAUUUUGGCAUCAACAUCUACCAGUUCCCAGACUGUGACUCUGAUGAAGACGAAGAGUUUAAACGGCAGGACCAGCUGCUCAAGGACAGUAUCCCAUUUGCUGUGAUUGGCAGCAACAUCCAAUUUGAGAGUAAAGGACGCAAGUUUAGGGGUCGCCUUUACCCCUGGGGUGUGGUGGAAGUGGAGAACCCAGCCCACAGCGACUUCCUGCUGCUGAGGAACAUGUUGGUAAGGACCCACAUGCAGGACCUGAAGGACGUCACCAGAGAGACACACUACGAGAACUACAGAGCCCAGUGUAUACAAAACAUGACACGGAUGGUGGUGCAGGAUAGGAAGCGCAGUCUGCGUGACAAAAUCCGGAGUGAAAGCGGUGUUGACUUCCCCCUGACUCCACUCCCUCUAUCACCCGUCGAUGGGGAGACCGAGAGGCUCAUCUGGGAGAAGGACGAGGAGUUGAGGAGAAUGCAGGAGGUGUUGGAGAGGAUCCAAGAACAGAUGCGACACGGACAGAAACCAGAUUGAUUUACUACCCACAAUCCUCUUGGGCCUCCGUAAGGAAACCUGGGAAAGGAGGGGAGAAAGUAAGGAAACAUGACACCUCAAACCAGUCACUUAAUUUCUGGGCAUCAGCUUUUCAGGGUCUCCAUGGAGAUGAGAAGGCCAGACAGGAAUUCUCUGGAAUUUGAAACUGUUCUGUUCUAACCCCCUUGUUUAUUUGGUGGAAGGUAGUUCAGUGGUUAAAGUAUUGGUUCCUGAAACCCAAAAGAUGCUGGUUCAUAUUCUCUUGAACAAGCACUGCAGUUGACCUGGGCACUUAACCAUAAUUGCUUCAUUAAAUCAGUUUGAAUAAGAGUAUCUGUAAUUGUAAAAAUUUACCCGAACCUAGUACCCUGAAUAAAGAAAUCUUUCUGUUUUA
Messenger RNA from Esox lucius (northern pike), 2231 nucleotides. RefSeq names its product septin 4a (gene septin4a). Gene Ontology annotation, biological process: cytoskeleton-dependent cytokinesis; regulation of exocytosis. The coding region runs from base 278 to 1837 and encodes 519 amino acids. Gene Ontology annotation, molecular function: molecular adaptor activity; GTPase activity; GTP binding. Gene Ontology annotation, cellular component: synaptic vesicle; microtubule cytoskeleton; septin complex. The transcript has 13 exons. Lineage: Eukaryota; Metazoa; Chordata; Actinopteri; Esociformes; Esocidae. The record is from RefSeq and is a predicted model, not a curated record.